Drosophila bipectinata is the source of this 3496-nucleotide messenger RNA. RefSeq names its product caprin family member (gene Capr). Gene Ontology annotation, molecular function: RNA binding. Gene Ontology annotation, cellular component: cytoplasm. NCBI's taxonomy places the organism in Eukaryota, Metazoa, Arthropoda, Insecta, Diptera, Drosophilidae. The record is from RefSeq and is a predicted model, not a curated record.
CCCCUCGAUAAUUUUCCAGCAGCUGUCAUCGUUUUCAUUUGCGACUUUUUUGCGGAGAGUGCGUUUUUUCGGAGGAGCAGACUAGCGUACUGGACUGGGAAACGAAAGGCAGGAAAGGAAGUAGCGUUUGGAAAUCAUUCCCAAUUCGAGCAAACGUAGUGAGCAACUAGAAGAAUUCAGCGGCAAACCAUGCCUUCGGCUGUGACCACCACGAUUACCACCACCACCAUCACCAGCAACAACAACAAUAGCAAGGAGAAACGCGCCUCUGUCAGCUCCAUUGGUGCUGGUACGGGAAACGGCGGAGGUAGCGUUGGAGGAUUCACGGUAGGAGCAGGCGGAGCUGGAUGUGGAAACGUUGCUACCACCAAUGGCCAGCACACAAGCAGCAGCAGUAGCGGCGGCAAUCUAGCGGCUGCAGCGGUUCAGCCGGCUGACUCGGAUUUGGCCAACAACAAUGCUAGCAACGGAAACACCAGCAAAACCCUAAAAACUGGUGUAUCCGCCGCCCUUGUCGCUUCGGAGCCCUACAAUCCGCUAAAGCAAAUGCUGGUCAUCAUCGAGCACAAAAUCCGAAAUCUGGAGAAGCGUAAGACAAAACUGGAGUCAUAUCGCGCCAUACAGAGCAGCGGCAAGGAACUGAGCGCUGACCAGGCUUCGGCCGUGGCUAAGUAUGAUGCGGUCCUGGCUAAUCUGGAGUUUGCUCGAGACUUGGCCAAGCAGAUGCAACAGCAGUCUAAGGAGGCGGAAAAGGAGCAAAAGAAACAGGCCCGCAAGGACAACCAGGCAAAGAUUCUCGCUGAGACGGCCAAGAUUCGGGAGGUUCUAGUCAUCCAGAAUGUGCUCAAUUGCUUCAACGAUGAACAAGUGCGCAAUGAUUUCGUUAGCGGCGAGAACGGAGCUGUAAAGCUGGAGACAUCCGAAUUGGACAUCCUGGAGAAAUUUUGCUUGGAGUCUCAAACUCGUCGCCCGGAGACCCUUGACGAUGUCAGCUUUAUCUCGACUGCCCAGAAAUCCGCUGAAUUGUUCGCGUCGACAAUAAACGCCCGACCGAAGCCAUACGGAGACACUUCCUUUGAGAAGCUGCGAGCCCUUUUCCAGCAAAUCCAGGACUGCGGUUACUUGGACAAGUACUACCAGGUGCCCAGUGAGAAUGCUGCGGCCAACAGCACGGAUAGCGGAACUGGAAGCGGAGAAGGCGAUGCCGGAGAAUUGCUGAAUGAUAGAUCCGGUGAGCUGGAGACGGAACUGACUUCGGAGCCAUCUGCUCGCAAUUCGCUGGAAGAGGGCCUGGAUAAGCUGCAUUUGGGCGGACAGCCGGAACUGGAGCCGCAUAUUCAGCCACCGCUGGAGCGUCCAGCCCAUCUUUUGAUCGAGCCGCAGCACCAACGUGGUCCUCCUUUGGAGCAGCUACACCAACAGCAGGGCUUGGUAGUUCAGCAGCCACAACAGCCGCCGCAGGUUUACCAGGCAGCUCCUCAAGCCGGCGGUACUACCACCCCAGUGCAUGUACUAUAUGCUCCUGCACCGCCACCCCAACAACCACCGCACCCUCAUCAGCUUCUGAGCAGUCCCGUAAAUCUCCAAGCGUUGCAACCAGGAGCUGCUGCGCCCCACCCUCCGCAGCAACAACAGCAGCAGCCGCCGCAUCCGCAACACUUCGCUCCCAGUGUGAGGUCCGUGGAGCAAAAUUACUUUAAGCAACCGCCGCCGCAUCCACAGGCACCGGGCUUGCAGGCACCACCAACGCCGCAACAGCAGCAGCAGUUCAUGCAGCAACUGCGUCCUUUAGCGGAGGUGUUGGGCACGGGAAGCUUCCACUUUCUGCAGGACAGCGAACUGGACACUCCCGAAGUUCUGGCCCCACCGCCGGCUGCGAAUGCUGGAUUGGUAUUUGAAGCUCAGCCACAGCAGCAACCGAAUCAUGUCGAGGAACCACCACAGGCCAUACAAUCGCUGACCUUCACCAAUCAAUCGUUUCCCUCGCAGCAACAACAGCCGCAACCCAAACAGCAACAACAGGCACCUCCCCAGCAGCAGCAACUAUUCUCCCCAGUUCUCAUUCACGAACAACGCCAGCAACAGCAGCAGCAACAACAGCAGCAGCCGAUGUUGAUUAUUCAGCAACCUGUUCCCCUGGGAAUCGGCAUGCAACCGGGCGAUGUUACUUGUGUGUUUCCCUACGAAAAUGCAUUGGAACAGCACCUGAAGCAGCAGCAGCAACAACAACAGCAUCUAAAACAGCAGCAGCAACAACAACCGCAGCCGCAGCUGGAUGAUCCGUCGGCCGUAAAUGCCGCUUCCACUAUUGGAGCUGGUGGCGAUGUGGUGGAGAACAACGAGUGGAAUUCGCGUAAUAACGACACCAAUGUUGCAGCCACAGCUGCUCUGACCAACGUACUGAAGGGGGAAGCUACACCCACCGCCCUUCCAACCAAGUGGAGCUCUGAGAUGAACGCCUUGAGUAGUGCUGCAUCUAACGGCAGCAGCAGUAACACCAGUCACAAGCAGGAUUGGGCCACACCACGGGAUAAUAGCGCUGGAGGCGGAGGCGGAAGCGGAAAUGGCGGUUAUGCUGACAACGAGGGCAACAAUCACUGGAACUCGCAGGGCGAGGGUCGCCGUAAUUCUGGGAAUUACCAGCGGCGCAGCGGUGGAAACGGAGGAGAUCGCGAUCGGGAGAGGGACAACAGGGAUCGUGACCAGGGCGGACGUGGCGAUGAACGCCGCAACGGUAACUAUCGUUCCCGUCAGUACGGUAACUCGUCGAAUCAGAACGGCCGGAACUCUGGUAACAGUGGGGUCUACUUCCGCAACAACGAGUCCGGAAACGGAGGUGGCAACAGCUACUACCAGAACGGAGGCGGCGGCGGUGGAUCGUACAACAAGGAGUCGCGCUACGAGUCAUCGGGAGGCGGUAGCUAUCGUAACCAGCGUGGUGGUAACCAGCAACGCAACGGCAACGGCUCCUUCGGCAGACCGAUGGGCGAUCGUGGACGUGGUGGAGCGGGAAACCAGGGCGGUGGCGGCUACAUAAACCAGCGCCAGAAUCAGUCCCAACGCAUGCCCCUCGGAUUGGAGAACAAAAAUUGAGAAAAUUAGAAACUGAGCAAACAAUACGUAUUAACAGCAAACAAAAAACAUAAAAAUCUUCAUGCAACCCAUACACACAACCCAACCCAUAUUAAGAAAAUGCAAAACACCAAACAAAUCCAAUCAUCCACAUGCAAGUAAUGGCCACGUAGACGUACAAUUAUCGUUACGUUUAACUCUCAACGGAACUCUUAUCAAAAGAAUCCUUAAACUGUCGCUAGGGAAAAGAAAAGGAAGCAGCAGCAGCAUACCGAUUCGCAUGCAUUUUUGAAUACAAUUAUUUAAAUAAUUAUUUCCCUCGAUUAUAUGGUUUAUUUGAUAAUGUAUUAAUAAUAAAACAAAAUAGUUGUUAGAAACAUAAACAAAAAAACAAGAAAAUUACAACUAUAUACAGGAAACUGAA